Anisakis simplex (herring worm) is the source of this 225-nucleotide messenger RNA. Lineage: Eukaryota; Metazoa; Nematoda; Chromadorea; Rhabditida; Anisakidae. The record is from the annotation of a GenBank genome assembly.
AUGAAUGAAUGCUUAGUGAGUCGUGAGGAUAGCAAAAAAAAAUUUCAAGUGAAAGAUUUACUCUAUUAUGAUCAUUUAGUGAUCAGUAAUGAUUUAUUCAGUGCAUAUGAUAAGGUGAAAAUUUGGUUCCAAAAUAGGCGAAUGAAACACAAAAAGGAGACGAAGGGUGAGAUCGGUGCCGGCAACGAGAGUGAGGAAAGUAACGACGAACCGUUACCGCCAUGA